AUGGGUAUCUUCAGUCUCAGCGACAAGUCUCGCCUCAAACUCGGUAGUCGCACCAAUACUACCGUAUCAGUGUCCGUAGCGCCUGGUAGCCCCGAUUUCACGUUAGUGGCCCCUGUUGCGCAUACGUUCGGCAUCGACAAGCUGUCAAGUGAAUUGGGAACCUCGGUAUCCGAUGGCUUGACCAGAAGUGAGGCGCUGCGACGACUUGACUCGUACGGAGAGAAUGUACUGGCUGGAAAGGGAGGCGUCUCGGCAUUGAGAGUUUUAGUCGCCCAGUUCACCAACGCCCUUUGCUUGGUCUUGUUCGCUGCUUUGGCUUUGAGCUUCGGCGUCGGUGAUUUUGUUGAAGGGGCUGUUAUAGCGUGUGUCAUCGCUCUUAACACGGUCGUCGGCUUCUUCCAGGAAUAUAAAGCUGAGAAAACUAUGGAUACCUUGCGUCAACUCUCGUCCCCAAGUGCUGUAGUCAUUCGUGGAGGAGAGAGUAUUCCUGUCCCGGCAAAGUCGGUUGUCCCAGGAGACCUUGUCAUGGUCAAAGCUGGGGAUGUAGUCCCUGCAGAUAUCCGCAUGAUAUUCGUAUCCAACUUAGAAGUAUCUGAACAACUACUAACUGGAGAAUCUAUCCCUGUACCAAAGACGAUUCAAACAUUUAAGGACGAUGAGAUCGAUAUUCCUAUUGGUGACAGAGUGAACCUAUGCUACUCCUCGACCGUCGUGACGAAGGGCCGGGGAACUGGUAUUACCAUCGGAACCGGCAUGUCCUCCCAGAUUGGGCGCAUCGCUGCAGCGAUGAGCGGAACUAAAGGCAGCAGUGGUGAAGACGAAGCAGCUAAACCAUGGUAUCUUGCUGCUUGGCACACGUUGCUCGGCGGACUCGGCCUACGCAAUGGCACACCUCUUCAAAUCAAGAUGGCGAGACUUGCGUACUUCUUGCUUGGAUGCGCCAUCGUACUUGCCAUCAUUGUCUUCAGUGCAGCUAGAUGGCGUAUCACGGACGAAAUUGCCCUGUAUGCUAUCGCGACAGCCAUCGCUAUCAUCCCUGAGUCUCUUGUCGCUGUGCUUACUCUUACGAUGGCUGUUGGCACAAGGCGCAUGGCCAAGCAACGCGUCAUUGUACGACGGCUCGACGCUCUCGAAAACCUUGGUGGUGUUACGGAUAUCUGCAGUGACAAGACCGGUACCCUCACGUUAGGACAAAUGUCUGUUCGCAAACUUUGGGUAGCAGGAGACGCGAGCCACUCGGUAGAAUAUACGGCCGAUACUGCGUCAAACGCGAUUGAGCCUAUCGGUGCUGUUAUUCGCGAAGACACUGCGGCGAGGGUUGACGUCAAGAACAUGGAGCAAGGUCUCGCUCAGGUUGUUCGCGUCGCAUCUCUUUGCAAUGUCGCAACUAUUCACAAGAAUCUCAAAGACGAGUGGAAGUCCACUGGUGACCCUACCGAGGUCGCCCUCCAAGUCUUUGCGACCAAACUUGCCAUGGGGCGUUCUUCGCUCGUUACCAAGGAGUCUAAGGCUCCAGAAUCGGCACCUCUGCUCAUAGGGGAGAAGGUAUCGCAAGGCCCCGAAGUUGCGUUCGCUGACACCAAACUCGAGACGUCGGGAAGAUAUACCAUGAUUUCCGAGUUCCCGUUUUCUAGCGAGCUCAAGCGGAUGUCCUCCAUCUAUGCUGACACUAAGGAUGACAAGAACGUUCUUUGCUUGAUCAAAGGAGCGGUUGAGCGUGUCCUUGAUGCGUCAGACGCCUAUUUACCGUCUCCUAUGUCCGAUCCCACCAUUACGGCACCCUUGAAUGACUCGGUUCGCGCCUUGAUUCAUACUAAAGCGGAAGAACUAGCUUCCAAAGGCCUUCGUGUCAUUGCCCUCGGACAACGCUUCCUUGACCCAUCGAAGGCUCGCGACAUCACGCGCGAUGAGGCCGAAUCGAAGUUCACAUUCCUCGGGCUUACAGGUAUCUUCGAUCCGCCAAGGCCAGAAACUCUUGAGGCUGUUCGGGCAUGCAAGCGCGCUGGCAUCGUUGUUCACAUGUUGACCGGCGAUCAUAUCACUACUGCUCGAUCGAUUGCAGAGGCCGUCGAGAUCAUCACUCCUGAUGCUCCUAAGAGCGCAGUCAUGACCGCCGUGGAAUUUGAUCGCCUGUCCGAUAGAGAAAUUGAUGAACUCCCUGAGCUUCCUCUCGUUAUCGCUCGCUGCGCUCCAGAAACCAAGGUCCGCAUGAUUCACGCCGGAAAACGUCGCGGAAAGCACAUGUCUAUGACUGGGGAUGGUGUGAACGACUCUCCGGCUCUGAAGCUCGCGCCUGUUGGUAUCGCUAUGGGUUUAGCUGGGUCUGAUGUCGCCAAAGAUGCAUCAGAUUUAGUUCUCACUGACGACAAUUUUGAUUCGAUUCGCGCCGCCAUCACUGAAGGCCGACGCCUUUUCGCCAACAUUCAACGUUUCGUUUUGCAUCUUUUAUCGGCAAACAUCGCCGAAGUGGUUUUACUCAUCCUAGGUUUGGUUUUCAUCGACGAUAACAAUGCCAAUGUAUUCCCUCUCAGUCCACUCGCAAUUCUCUGGGUGAACCUGCUUACAAGUGGUCCACCCGCAUUGGGACUCGGCCUCGAAAAAGCGGCGCCAGAGCUCAUGAGCCAACCACCUAUCAAAGAGGGCAUCUUUUCUUGGCCUGUCAUCAUCGACACCAUCGCUUAUGGAGUUGUCAUGGGUGUUACUUGCCUUGUCAAUUUCAUAAUUGUCAUCUAUGGUGCCAACGACGGCACGUUGGCCCAUGACUGCAACCACGAGGCCUCGGCCAUCUGCAUCGCUGUCUUUAGAGCACGUUCGACUGCAUUCGCCACACUAAUUUUCCAGAUUCUGCUCUAUGCGUUGGUUUUAAAAUCAUUUGACCGCUCCUUGUUCUCCUUGAUUGCUGGGCAAACAUGGUACAGGCCCUACCUCGAUAAUCCCGUCCUUUUGGCGACUAUCAUUGGGGGAUUGAUCAGCGUCGUAUUGCCUAUCUACAUUCCCGUUUUCAAUACUCGCAUCUUCUAUCAGCGAGGCAUUGGUUGGGAAUGGGGACUUGUCAUCGGCAUGACGCUCGUCUUCGUCAUCUUCUCCGAAGUUUGGAAGAUCAUGCGCAGGCCUUUGCUCAAACGCUGGAUCCAUCCCAUCGUUUGA
This is a messenger RNA of Pleurotus ostreatus (oyster mushroom), 3147 nucleotides long. RefSeq lists its product as uncharacterized. The record is from RefSeq and is a predicted model, not a curated record. Lineage: Eukaryota; Fungi; Basidiomycota; Agaricomycetes; Agaricales; Pleurotaceae. Gene Ontology annotation, molecular function: ATP hydrolysis activity; ATP binding; P-type calcium transporter activity. The coding region runs from base 1 to 3147 and encodes 1048 amino acids. Gene Ontology annotation, biological process: intracellular calcium ion homeostasis; calcium ion transmembrane transport. Gene Ontology annotation, cellular component: plasma membrane. The transcript has 19 exons.